This is a messenger RNA of Arctia plantaginis, 1404 nucleotides long. Lineage: Eukaryota; Metazoa; Arthropoda; Insecta; Lepidoptera; Erebidae. The record is from the annotation of a GenBank genome assembly.
AUGUUUUCAGAUAAGGAGACAAUUAACAAAGUUAUUCCUGUAACUAUGAUAUCAGAUAAAACAGGAAUUGCCGAUGCAAGGACUGUGGCCUUGUUAAACAAGUACAAUUGGGAAAAUAUCAAAAAUCACACAUUCGUCAUGUUUUUGACAGGAAAAAAGGAGGCUUGGUACGCAAGAGUACAAAGCUACAUUUUACAUCCGGAAUAUAUUGACGAGACUUUAACGAGUAUAGCCUUGCUAAGUUUAAAAUAUGAAGAAUUUAAGUUUAAAGGUGAUAAACUGAUGUGGUUUAAUUACAGCAAUCCCUCCACCAAUAGAGGUCGAGUGUUGACUAUUGGGUACACAAACCGUAAUAAUAUUUUGGAGCAAACAAUAUAUCAGAUGGAAAAUAUCAAAUUUAAUGACUGUCAAAGGUUUUAUAUUGAAGAGGAGAUGGGAAUAAGUGCGUGGGGCCCUGGAUGCUCGCUUCCAGCUCGAUACAUUGAUUUUGAACCCUUCGUGCCCUGGAUUAUGUCCAAAUUGGCAAAAAGGCCAACUCGAAGGGCCUGGAAAAUGGACGAAAUGGAUGAACUGGAAUUGGAACGUAAAGGUAGAGAUCGAUGGAUGCUUGAGAGAAUCACAGACGAAAAUGGAUUGACCUUGAGACCACUUGAUCCAAAUACCGCUGGUGAUAUGGAGAAGGAGGUAGUACACGGGAAAUGUGAUGACUUAACAGAUGGUGAACUCAUCUAUAGGGAGGUUACAGAGUUCUCAGAUAUGAACCCUUCUUUGAAUAUGCGUUUAUUAGCUGUUUAUGCACUGUCUCUCUACAAUUUAAACUUCGACAGAUCAAAUUAUACCUGUGUUCAAGUUCUGGCUAAAUGCAAACAAAAAUCUGAUUCUCAACUUGAGUUCACAAAAGGCUUCGGAGAGCAUUCGCCUCUAGAUCCAUAUAUUAAAAGGAUUCCUAUACCACACUCUUCAUUCCAAAAAGAUGUCUAUAAGCCCUAUAUCCACACUGUGAAGGAACAUUGGGCAACAUAUAAUUAUGAAAUUCUUGGCUCUGAGAUCACUCAUCUGAUUUUUAGAUUUGAAUUCGAAACAAAUGCCCAGUUUGAAGUGGAUUUCUUUGGUAAACGCACAGAACCUACAACUGAAUCUACAUCAACAACAACAACAACAACAGAAAAAGUUAAAGUCGCAACCACUCCCCGAAAGCUAAGACCCCAUACGACUGUGACUGUGACAACACCUGCACCUGACUAUUACUACGACGGCUGGUGGUUUGUUAAAGGACCCAAAACCAGUACAAAUGGAACAACAACAACAACAGCUAAGACGAAGAAAACUACCAACACAGCAUAUUGGUGGAAUCAUUGGUGGCAUUUCAAUGAGAAAGAUCAUAAGGAAUGGUGGAAAGGAUAG